This is a messenger RNA of Apiotrichum porosum, 927 nucleotides long. RefSeq lists its product as uncharacterized. The record is from RefSeq and is a predicted model, not a curated record. The coding region runs from base 1 to 927 and encodes 308 amino acids. Gene Ontology annotation, biological process: mycolate cell wall layer assembly. Gene Ontology annotation, molecular function: acyltransferase activity, transferring groups other than amino-acyl groups. NCBI's taxonomy places the organism in Eukaryota, Fungi, Basidiomycota, Tremellomycetes, Trichosporonales, Trichosporonaceae. The transcript has 3 exons.
AUGGCCAGCACCAACCCCUCCCUUGACAAGCCGACGGCGCAGGCCAAAGCGAAGGCCGGCCCGCACAUGCCCCGCGCGUCCCUCGUCAAGGCCUUGAACCACAUGUGGAUCGAUACCAACUUCCACCACCUCCCGGACAACAUCACGUACGAGCUGUAUCCACAGCCUUCUCGCGGCUUCGGGGCCCAAGGCUCGUACCUCGUCCGCUUUCCGCCAGGGUACGAUGCCGAGACCACCGAGCGAUACCCGGUCCUGUACUGGCUCCACGGGGGUAUGAGCAACCAGACACAGGCGCUGGGCGCGCUCGAGUUUUACGGUGCCAAGAUGGACGACGGCGCGAUGCCAAAGACCAUCGUCGUCGCGGUGCAGGCGCUCCCUGUUGGAUGGUACGCCAACUCGCGCGACGGGUCCCGGCCCAUCGCGACCAUUUGCGCGUCCGACCUCGUGUCGGCCGUUGACGCGCGGUACCGCACCGUCCGGCACGCGUCUGCGCGCUGGAUCGAGGGCUUCUCGAUGGGCGGGUACGGCACGCUGCACCUGGGGUUCUCGUACCCACAGGUCUUUGGCGUCCUGUCGUCUAUCGCAGGCGCCCUCCUCCCGCGUCUCGACCAGGAACCAGCCGAGCGCGUCGACGACACAUUCUUCAAGAGCCAGGAAUACUAUGACCAGUGCCACCCGUCCAACUUGCUCGUGGCCAACCGGGCCCGGCUGGGCGCGACGGUCGUGCGCCUCCUCAGCGGCGCGGACGACGGGCGACUCACAGAAGCGAUUGCACGGAUGGCCACCGUCAUGGACCAGGUGGGCAUGAGACACAGGGCCGUCGAGGUCCAGGAUGUAGACCACGACUAUGAGGCCAUCCUCCUGGGAUGUGGCGAGUAUGCGACGAGUUUCUGGGCAGAGGCGCGUGGCAGGGUGGUGGUAGAGUAG